AUGUCUGACUUGGCCGAACAGCUGAUAGCCACUUAUGUUCCCACCACUGUUUCUACACCUGCACCUGCACCGGAUUCAAGCAAAGAACCGGUCACCUUCGAUCUGAUGCCAUUGGACUCUAAGCCAGAGACACAAAACUAUUCCUAUUUGAACAUGAAUACGGGAUGUUGUGCCGGUGAAAAUUCAUUUGCACCACUCACUUCGCCAUCUCAACCUCCUGGAGUGAUUCAUACUACUACCGAUACUUCUCUGAUUAACACGUGUGAUGAAUUAACGGCCUCAACGGACUGGACACCAGUGGUUACGACUACUACCACAUCGGAUACAAUCCCUACAGUUGCCACCUCAACGACUAACGGAAUACCCUGGAACGUGGACUCAUUGCUUUCCAAUUCCGACGAGUUUACCUCAUCGCAAGCAUGUCCCAAUUAUUCCCACACUCCUCCAAACACCCCAACAGUACCUGGGAGUGCAUUUGAUUAUGGGACUCCCAAGAAUUCUCAGUUACCCAUGAGAGUUCCACGAAUGUCAUACACGAGUACUGCCAAAAAUGCACCCGUAACAAACAGGCGUAGAAGACCGGCGGUGAAUCAAUCCACAGUUGUUCACCGAUGCGAAUACAGUGGUUGUCAAAAAAGCUAUUCAAAGAGUUCUCAUUUGAAGGCUCAUAUUCGUACGCACACCGGUGAAAAACCCUAUGCAUGCUUGUGGCCUGAUUGUGGAUGGCGAUUCGCUCGAUCUGAUGAAUUGACUAGGCAUAGUCGAAAACACACGGGAGUCAGACCGUUUCAUUGUCGUCUAUGUCGUCGUACAUUCGCUCGUAGCGAUCAUUUGGCGUUACACACCAGGAAGCAUGACAUGUGA
Messenger RNA from Echinostoma caproni, 864 nucleotides. The record is from the annotation of a GenBank genome assembly. Lineage: Eukaryota; Metazoa; Platyhelminthes; Trematoda; Plagiorchiida; Echinostomatidae.